Messenger RNA from Camponotus floridanus (Florida carpenter ant), 2387 nucleotides. RefSeq lists its product as uncharacterized. The transcript is spliced from 11 exons. The record is from RefSeq and is a predicted model, not a curated record. NCBI's taxonomy places the organism in Eukaryota, Metazoa, Arthropoda, Insecta, Hymenoptera, Formicidae. Gene Ontology annotation, molecular function: chromatin binding. Bases 372 to 2219 code for a protein of 615 amino acids. Gene Ontology annotation, biological process: mitotic sister chromatid separation; meiotic chromosome condensation. Gene Ontology annotation, cellular component: condensin complex; nucleus.
CCAUCGGUCUCUUUCUCUCUUCGCUCGCUCUCAGGGUCCGCUGGCAGGUCUGCUGGCACUCCCGAAAUAAUGUUCGGAAGAACGGCACGGAGCACAAGGGAGAGGAACAGCGACGGAACGGAGAAAGGGGGGAAGGGAAGCGGAGCGUGAUAUCCAGAGAGAGAGGAAGAUGAGAAAGGAGAACGGAACAAGAAACGCCCGGAUCGAGCGCAUGUUACAUAAUUUUCGUAACUCCACGGUGAAGCGGAGAGGGCGACGUAAACUGGUGGGGAUGGGGAGUGGACGAUGGUCGACGACGAGGAGCUCCCCCGAGUGAUUGAUAGAUUUAUGUUUUGUAUGCGGAUUAUCGUGAAAUUUAUGAGUGAACAAAGAUGGUUACCGUACAAGAUAUUGGUCUGCAACUUACGAAACCAGUGAAAGAAUUAUCAAAAUGGAAUUUCCCCUUCUCACAGACUUUGGAAAAAUAUUGUACACUAUUCAAUGCAACAUGCAAUAAAAGUUUUGGCGAAGCUGGGCUUAUCCUGCAAAAUUCUGCAGCUGUAUAUGUCCAUAGAGUCGAUUCUCUUUGGAAUAUAACAGAAAAUUCUAGAAAUUUAUUAUUAAAUAAUGAACAGGAAGAAGUAACACAGAAUUCUAUAAAGAAAAGAGAUAGAAAAGUUGACAUGUGCUUUCAAGAAUUUAAAACUGUUAACUUUGCAAAAGAAGUAGAUAAGAAUAUUAAUAUUAAAAAGAAUACAACACAUGUGAAUACUAUCAAAUCAAAAAAUCGCUGCUUUGUUCAAUUAGAGAAGGGUAUCGCACAGCAUGUUUCCAUUGACAUUUAUGAUGUAAAUGGAGAAGUCAUAGGUAAAAAAUAUGAUUUUCGCUGCAAUCAAAAUAUAAGUAUAGAUGGUGUACUGGUUGAUGCUUUGGUUGAGUUUGCGCCUCAAGAUUUCUGUUGCGACAGUGAUAAUUCUAUAUCUUUAUCAACUCCAGAAUGUACAAUAUACAGUGACAAUAAUCAAAAUGCUGAUACUGACAAUGAUCAAAAUAGUGAUACUGAGUCUGAAAGGAAUAAUGAUGAUUCGCUGGAAGAAGAAAUUCCUGAUUUAAUUACAUCUUUAGAAUCAUCUCAGCAAAAUUUAUCUUUAUCCGAGAACGCUAGUAUCAACAAUACACUUGAUGGCUCAAAAAAAAUCUAUCCAAAUAUGUCAAACACUACCGACUCAUUGAUAACUGACAUCAAUAAUACUAUUUUAUGGAAUAAUAAAGAUUUGGAUGAUAAUUAUUUGAAUAAUAGAGAAAGUAUAGAUGGUAGUAGUGUAUUAGAUAGUCCGCCAGAGUCUGUAAAUUCAAAAGAUAGAAGAACAUCAUCGACGGAUGAUCUAGGUUUGAUAAAUGACACAAAUGAAGACCUUUCGAAAAUAAAUUUAGCUACCAAUAUUAUACAAAAUACUCCUCCAAAUAGCAAUAUAAAGAGUAAAAUAAAAUCGCGGUCUUCGAGAUCCACAUCGAAAUCGAUUAAGCGAAAAUUUGGCCAGAUAACAAAAAACGAAAUGCUUACACCAAGUAAAAGAGGACAAAUAGUAAAGAAAAAUCUCGCGCAUAUUUUGGAGGAAUCGACGCCCUCACAAAAAGAUAGACCAAAUAUGUUCAAAAAAAAUUUGAGUACCUGUAUAAAAUAUAUACGAGAAUACAAUUCUUCGCAAUACAACGAUGUUACGAAUAUAGAUUUGGAUCUCUUAGGAUUUCGGUUAUGCGUUAAUGUGGAAACGAAUACGAAUAUUAGCGAUAACAAUAUAACGGACACUUUGAUUAAUGAAGUCUCUUCACUUCGCAGUUCGAGUCCCAUAGACAUGUCGCUUCCGCAUGAAAAUUUCUGUGACAUUUGGUUGCAAUCGGACUCACCGCACUUCUCAAAAAAUGUUGACAAGUGGCAUGAAUUGAUGCAACCUAAAUUACGCGAGGCCGAGCAAAGAUCGACGUUUUGCAUUCGUGAUUAUGCGUCUCGAAUUAUAGAGACUUUCAAGACAAAUGAUCAACGAAGAAUCAGUUUUGACGCCGUUAUUGAAAAUGAACACGACGUGGCCAGAUACUUUUUAGCGUUGUUGGAUUUAGCUUCGAAACAAAAUGUAGAGAUAAACGCAGAUAAAGAUCUCAAACAUGACAUAGAAAUUAUUUUACGUGAAGAAGACAGACAAUCUAUGGUCAUCAAUGGUCAAGUGAAUUCACAUGAUUAACGAGCAAAUGUUUUAGUUCCGAGCACUGCUAUAUAUAAGAAAAAUAUAUAAGAAAAAUCAAUUUAUAUACCUUCGACUAUCGGGGGAACAGAAAGCCCUGUUUCUACUGUGAUAUUUUACCGUAAGAGUGCAAUUAAAUGUCUUCAAUAAAGAUAUAUAUCUUGUCUA